UACAUACACAAUGUGGAAUCCACUGUGUGUGCGCCGUGGUAUAAAAUCAGCUGUUUGGAGCUGUACAAAAACAUUUGAAAAGCGGAAGUUGCAGUAGAUACUACGCAGUGAAUUGAGCUAUAUACAUUACGUGUGAAGUGAAUUUCUUUGUGUCCUGUGUAAAGGAUUCUCGAAUGAGCAUCUCUGGAUAUCACAAUCAAGGAAGAUUUAGUCACAAGUGUGAGAUAAUUCUGAUGGAUUAUAGGACAAAUUGACGAAAAAAAAAAACAAAUAACGAAUUUAAAGUGCCUUAACUCAAGUGCAUAUCUUGUGAAUUGAUUUUUGUGGCUUUUAUUGCUCAACUGCUGGAAAAAUGAGACCACCGUCGCAAUUUGGUAACGAUAUCACAAAUACCACAACUAACGACCACAAUGGCGGAGAUGGAUUUGAUUCUAAUGGAAACGGUCCACCUCUUCCGCCCAGCAUUGCACAUUUGGGGGGUACCCUCAUCUGUACCCGUUUGGCGGGCAAUGGAGUGAUCAGGGUGGUCAGGAGAUGCGACGAUGCCAAAGAGAAUGGCACAAAUCUCGAUCUAUCCGAGUGCCAGCUGAUGCAAGUCCCAGACGCAGUUUACCAUCUAAUGAGAAAUACCGAACUUAAAACUUGUGAUCUUAGUUGUAACGUCAUUAAGAAAAUUCCACCGAAAUUCGCUGUGAAGUUCAGUUUAAUCACAGAUUUGAACUUGUCCCACAACCAGAUGUCGAAACUUCCUGACGAACUGGCAGACUUGGCCCUGGAGCGAUUAGACAUUUCCCACAAUUCAUUCACAACGCUGCCCCAAGUUGUGUUCAAGAUGCCGAAGUUGCGGCAACUCUACGCCAACAAUAACUCCAUCAUCGAAGUGGAAUCGGAUGAGAAGUCCAUCAAGUCGGAAUCCCUGGAAUUGGUGGAUCUGAGAAAUAAUCCCUUGACGCCGCAGUGCUAUGAUCGUUUGCGGGCUGCCAAGUUGCAUUUCCACAUUGACUUAUCGGAGAGAGUACAGGAGGACUGGGAGGAUCUUACAAUAUGAUUUCAGUCCGUGUCCAUUGUCUGGAUACAGUCUGCAGUCGAGGGAAUAACUGGAUGGAUGUUCCAGUCCCAGGAUCACCAUUUAAUCUCUUAGCAAUUAGGAUCGACGAUAUUUGCUGUAUCUUUUUUUUUAUACCAAACACAGUGAGAAUGUGUUAUUUUCUGUACUUAAGGCGCAAUUAUACUGUAGAUUAUGCCAAAAAGAUUAUCUCUCUCGAGCCACGGAGGAUUCCGUCCUCUCGAAAUCUAGUCUGAUUAGUCCAAGGAAAUGUGACUCUGAUGUAUGACUUUUUUAUAAUAAUUCUUGUUUUCUGUUGUUGUCAAAUGUGCGAGAAUCAUGUUACGACAAAUUGACUGCGUGGAAAUAAUAUCAGACGCUAUGAUUGUAGUUAAAAAAAAAGCUAGGGUAGUGGACCCCCUUAGGGUCAUAGCCCCAUUUAAUGCCACCUUGAAUUGGUUUUAUCUUUCAAUAUUGCGACAUUUGAGAUUUACAAAAUCAAAGCAAUUAAUCAGUAUUUUGUAUUGAAAUGCUCCGUAUUAUUUAAGUGGCAAUAAGUGGUGCCACUACCCUACUUCUUACGUAUAAUGUUGUGUAUUCAAUCUAACCCAUAGUUGAUAAGAAAAAUGUGAUUUUUUUCACAGUGUCUUUUCACUUUAAAAUGUUUGUGUAUUUCUCAAAUUCAAGUAACAUUUGUUUGUUCUUUUUCUCAUAUAAGAGAAUAAAAAAAAGGAAGAUGAUUGAUAGGAAAAAUAAAUCUGUGAUUUCAUUGCAAAUCAUUUUAUGAAUACUUCUCCAAUGCUGUAUUAUGCAAAAUCUUUUAUUUUAUGACACAUUUUAUGCGUCACAUGUUUUAUGCGAGAAAGCAAAAAAGUGUUCUUAAACUGAAGAAAAAAAAUAUAGAGAACAAGAAGAGCGAUGAAAUUGAAUCUUUGACUUGAUUUAACAUUAAAUAUACUCACAGUAAUCUUAUCUUAUUACACUGAAAUGUAGCUCAUGCAUAACACCUUUGUGUUUAACUAUGUCUAAUCUUGAUAGGCAAAUUGAUUGAAAAAUAUAAUAAAAUUUAUAACAGAGUAAUAAAAAGUGAUUCUUUUUUUCUUUGUCCUAAUUUAAAUACAAAAAAAAAAACGAAAGUGAUUGAAAAAAAGAAAGAUAAAAUUCAAUUAAUUGUUGAAUAGAAAAUUUGUUGAAAAAUUAUGCGGAAGAAAAAUUUACAAUUUCAAUAAAGUAAUCAUAUUUAUGUAAUUGUCUCUAAUGUGGUGUAUUAACACUCUUUUUUUCUGGUAAAUUUUUUAAUUUAAAUCCCUUUCUUCACUCAUUAGUAUAACUUACAGCAUUAUGACAUUUAAUUUGCCUAAUUGUGUUUUUUUUUAAUGUAUACUCAAAUAGAAAUUAUGCUGUAUAUGCAAGUAUUUUGUUAUUUCUGUAUCUAUAUUACUUCAUGUGGAAAUAUAUAUCAAUUUUCUUAUACUCC
Messenger RNA from Phlebotomus papatasi, 2522 nucleotides. It is a transcript of the gene Sclp, whose product is annotated as leucine-rich repeat-containing protein 20. The record is from RefSeq and is a predicted model, not a curated record. The coding region runs from base 353 to 1048 and encodes 231 amino acids. NCBI's taxonomy places the organism in Eukaryota, Metazoa, Arthropoda, Insecta, Diptera, Psychodidae. Gene Ontology annotation, molecular function: protein binding. The transcript has 3 exons.